Molecule: messenger RNA, 816 nt
Organism: Cladophialophora psammophila CBS 110553
Lineage: Eukaryota; Fungi; Ascomycota; Eurotiomycetes; Chaetothyriales; Herpotrichiellaceae
Exons: 1
Coding region: 1-816 (271 amino acids)
Source: RefSeq, a predicted model, not a curated record
AUGUCGCUGAUGGCACUACUUCACCGCCAACAUAGGCUGUCCAAUGAGCGUGUGGGCGCUGAGUACUUGCAUGGAGCCUAUGAACAUCACCACCUGUCGACCAACACGAACAGAAUGCUGGUCGACGUGGUGGAAGUUGUUCGGAACUUCAUCGGAACCAUACCCCGGGAGCUAACCCGACCACAAAUGGAUGACUUCUGUCGUGUCUUCUACCAUUCCUUGCAUGCCAGUCACGACCUCCGUUUCCGACUGAUGCUCCUUUUCAGGGGCAGUCUCCCGCGUCCCUCAGUCGGUGAAAGUGAGAUGUUCCUUUGCCAUUUGGUGAGGGAACUUGCAGGCGAAGACAUUUCAAAUCCGACAGAUAUGAAUCGCAUCCAGAACGAGAUCGAAGACUUCUAUGCAAAGCUACCAUUCAAUCUGGAUCAGCAGUUAAUGAACCAAUUGAAAUUCAAAUGGAAUAUUGACGAUCUGCGUCCGGAUUUUCCAAUGAUAAUGGGUCGAUUUCAAGGCUACAUGAUGAACAUGAUUGUUGACUUCUACAACCUUCCGGUAGAAAACGCGUGCCGACAACUUCAACAGAGCUUGAAGGAUCUGAGAGCCACCGUUUUCCUGGACGAUGGGGCCAGUGGCAUGGUACCCCUCGAAGAUGUACCAAUUUUUUGUGAACAGCUUGCGAGAAAUGAAGAGGUCUUUGAUCAGGCCAGAGCCCGAAAUUUCCACGCAGAGCAAAUCCUGGUUGCCUUGGAAGCUUCAUGGGGCCAAGCUAGUCUCUCAGGCGCGGCACGUCACGAUUUGAACGAGCCAAGUAUCGAGUAA